CAUUCAAUUUCACUCCCCUCCCCAUUCAGGCAAUUCUAGACAAAACCCUUGUUUUUAUUUUUCAAAUAAUCCACUUCAUAAUUUAGUUACAAUCCAACUUAACACAUAUCUUAUCUCUUAUCUAUUUCAAUAACUGGGUCAUCACUUUGGCAUGUAAAAGUUGAAAUCUUUUAUAUAAUUUAAGUAGGUACCCAUACACACAAACACAAACACACACACACACCAGAAUUUGUUCUUCUCAAUCUUUAAUCUUUAUAUAUAUAUAUAUAUAUAGAGAGAGAGAGAGAGAGAGAGAGGGAGUCUUCUUCUAUCUAUCUAGUAUCUUCUUCUUCUUCAUCAGUUCUUCUGUGUUUUGUGUUUUGUUUGUUUGUUUCCUGUUGAGAAUAAAGAGAUGAAUAAUGGGAUGUGGGAUUCAGAAUGUAGCAGUGGGUGUGAGUCUGGUUGGACUGUUUAUCUUGAACAAUCAUUUAUGUCAUCUCCAUAUCCUUCAAAUCGAGGUAUGAAGAAGGUGAAACAGUUUCAAGAAGAGGAUGAAGAAGAAGAUGAAGAAAUCAUUGUUGCAGAAGAUAUGUCAAUGGUUUCUGAUGCCUCAUCAGGACCUCCACAUUUUCAAGAACAUCAAGAGGAGGCAGAGGAGGAGCCAGUUAAUAAAAGGCAGAAAAGUAAAGAGAAAUUUCGUCGAACACCUGACGUGCAUCCUUCUUUCUUAGAUGAUACUGCAAGUUCUCCCCUGUUUGACUUUCCCCAGGAUGCAGUGAAGAAGAAGAAGAAGAACACAGUAGAGUUUUCACAAGGGUAUUCUGCAACUCAUUUUGAUCAGGAGAGAUCUGCAUACCAUGAACAACUUGGUUUUAUUCAAUAUCUUCCAAAUGGGAAUCAAAUGCAGCAGAAUCAGUGGUAUGGAACUGGGAACAUGAUGGGGAUGAGAUGAUUGAUGAAGAAGAUGAAGUUUUUUGAGAGAUAAAUUAUUAAUUCAAUCUCUGUCACACUGCACUACUUGUUGUGGGAAGUCAAUUUUUAUUUUCUUCUUCUUCCUUACAAUUUUUAUUUUAUUGUCAAUGGAAAAAUAAAAAUAAGUACAUAUUUCAUCUCCAUUUUGUUU
Molecule: messenger RNA, 1102 nt
Organism: Impatiens glandulifera
Lineage: Eukaryota; Viridiplantae; Streptophyta; Magnoliopsida; Ericales; Balsaminaceae
Product: protein SOB FIVE-LIKE 5-like
Exons: 4
Coding region: 392-931 (179 amino acids)
Biological process (GO): cytokinin biosynthetic process
Source: RefSeq, a predicted model, not a curated record